This is a messenger RNA of Sugiyamaella lignohabitans, 339 nucleotides long. It is a transcript of the gene SMD1, whose product is annotated as Smd1p. Lineage: Eukaryota; Fungi; Ascomycota; Dipodascomycetes; Dipodascales; Trichomonascaceae. Gene Ontology annotation, cellular component: spliceosomal tri-snRNP complex; pICln-Sm protein complex; precatalytic spliceosome. Bases 1 to 339 code for a protein of 112 amino acids. Gene Ontology annotation, molecular function: RNA binding. The record is from RefSeq and is a predicted model, not a curated record. The transcript has a single exon. Gene Ontology annotation, biological process: RNA processing; spliceosomal snRNP assembly.
AUGAAAUUGACCUCUGAAUCGGUCCAAAUUGAGCUGAAGAAUGGUACUGUGGUGUCUGGCACAAUCGUUUCAGUAUCGCCAAAUAUGAAUACAACGUUGCGAGGAGUAAAAAUGACUAUUAAAGACAGAGAUCCUGUUGCGCUUGACUAUAUCAAUCUUCGAGGAAACACCAUUCGAUUCUACAUCUUACCAGAGUCGUUACCGUUGGAUACGUUACUGAUUGACGAUACUCCCAAACCGAAACAACGCUCAAAACCAGAGAUUACGCGAGGAAGAGGCCGUGGCAGAGGUGGUCGUGGCGGUGGCAGAGGCAGGGGACGCCCGGGAAGAGGGUUCUAG